UGGGCGCGUGACGUCACUUCCUCCUUGCCGUCCUAGCAGUCAAGAUGGCGGCUGCGAGUAUGCGAAGCGCCCUGCAACUGUCUGUCUAUAAACAAGCGAGCGCGUGCGCCUUCGUGCAGGUUUUUGGGAGUUCCACGCGGCCGAGCGGCUCCAUUUGCUCUUCACUCGGAUUCUUCAACGCUCCGCUGCGCAGGGUCAUCGGAGCGCAGAGGAACGCCGCCGAGACAUCGCAGCUGUGGGCGGGAGAGCCCGACGAGGGCCCAGGAAGACGACAAAAACGAGAAGUAUGGAAGAAGGUGGCGGCGGCGGCAGUGGCGGCCUUCUCGCUGUCGGGCUCCUCGGAAGAGGCGGCGAGCGAAGAGGAGGAGCUGAUCGCGCUUCUGAAGAAGGCCAAGCAUCCUGAGGGGCGAGCUGGAGGCGGCGUCGUCCUUCUUGCAUGCCGCCGCCGUCAUCGCGCAGCGACAGCGCCACCGACCCGCCAUCGUCUACACCUACAGCCAGAUGGCCAACCUGGCGUACGUUCGUGGUCACCUGUCUCAGGUGAGUACGAGUUUGCUCGACGGCUGUCGGCUUCCCGCCGCGGUGACGUUCCGACUCUUCGCCCGCAGGCGGAGAAGCUCUUCAAGGCGGCCAUGAGCUACAUGCUGGCGGGCGGGACGCCGCAGGACGACAACGCCUUCGUGGAGAUGUCGCUCAAGCUGGCCGCCAUGUACGCCCAGCAGAACAAGGCGGAGCUUGCCGAGCACGGCUUCAGGUUCUGUUUGGAGACUCUGGAGGUCAAAGUGCAAAAGCUUCAGGAGACGCCGGCUGAUCAGCUGACAGAGGCCGACGAGGUUCUGCGGAAGGACACGCGUCUCUUGCUGGGUUUGUGUCUGGACUCGCGCGCUCGCUACCUGGCGUCCACGCAGCGACUGACGCAGGCGGCCGACGACUAUCGCAAAGCGUUGGACAUCUGCAGGCAGGAGCAGGGGCCGCAACAUCACCAGACUCUGGUCCUGAUGAGCGAUCUGUCCACCAUUUUAGAUAUGCAGGGUCGCCACGACGACGCCCUGGCGCUGAUCCGUCAGGCGGUGGACGCGGCUCGGGCAUCGGGACACGAGGACCUUCACGUCCUCCUGGCCAACAUGGCCGCCGUCCUGCUGCACGCGGGUCGCCACGACGACGGCGUGCGCCUGCUCCGCGAGGCCCUGGGGCUGGCGCGGGAAGUCGACGACCGGGAGGCCGUCCGGCACAUCCUGCGGAGCCUCGGGCGGGCCGAGGCGGAACCUGACCGCGAGGGGGCGGAGCCGCGUUCCGCUUAGGUGGGGGUCAAAGGUCCACUUUCUACGUGGGGAAUAAAGGAGGCUGAAGUGGAAAAAAACAAGUUUGCAUUUGUUGACUUGCAGAAAAACAAAGUAGCCAAUACUGCGGCAAAUGAUUUCCUCUUAGAUUUCCUCGACUUUUCUUACAUUUUCAAUGUGCUUGUCUUCUUUAUCAGCUGCGGUGUACUUUAAUAUACCUCUCUCCAACCUUUUCUUCGAAAACGUCUUUAGGUCUUUACAGCAGGCGGUUCGAUAAGAUGAGCAACGCGGCAAGAUUUGCCAAAAAUGAAUUUGAAAAUGCCGAGUGUGCUUGGAACGGCCACUAAAAUCAGAUGAUUGGUUCUGGAGAAAUUGAGGUUUUUUUUUUUUUUUUUGUGAUUUUUCCUAUUUUGGGGAAGGUUUUCAUUUAUUUGCCUCUAUUUGUUAGGGAGGAUUUUAGAAGCCAUUGAAGUGCUCAUUACACAUUUUGGAGAAAAUUCCACACGAGUCACGUUGCUAGUAAGACGGCAGACAUGUGACAUCACCAACCUUCUCGAUGUUGUCCGGCACGGGCUCAAACCCGAGCCUCUGCGAGGGAAGCGGGCGGAUCCGGUAGCGUCUACUUCCUGGAAACAAAUCGCAAGCGGAGCGCGAUUGUACUAUGACGGCUGCAUCGCGACGUCAGCGUCCAUAUAGCGCCGUGCGGGUUGCGCUGCUGCAGUCUUAUUGUUAAGUUAUGGACUAUUGACAAACUCGAAUAUUGACAAUAAAACCAACCGCAGUCCGAAAGAUUAGUGUUGCGGUGGCUGCUUGGGACUUGAGGGAGUCGACACCCCUCAAGGGGCAAUAAACAUGAAUUAUUCAA
Molecule: messenger RNA, 2145 nt
Organism: Phyllopteryx taeniolatus (common seadragon)
Lineage: Eukaryota; Metazoa; Chordata; Actinopteri; Syngnathiformes; Syngnathidae
Gene: ttc19
Product: tetratricopeptide repeat domain 19
Exons: 10
Coding region: 45-1301 (418 amino acids)
Biological process (GO): mitochondrial respiratory chain complex III assembly
Cellular component (GO): mitochondrial inner membrane
Molecular function (GO): protein binding
Source: RefSeq, a predicted model, not a curated record